AUGGCUGUUCAGUCCACCUUGCGACAUACGGCGGCCGAGGAUGCGCUGGCCGCCUUCGUCGACAAAUGGACCAGCCUUUUCAAGAACCGUCUGCGAAAGACAUCUCGAACCACCAGAAUAGUUGCGACGAUCGCACUUAUCACAUCCAUCAUCCUGGGUGGUGAAGGCGCGCGGCGAUGGUGGAAACGAAAGCGGCACGAACGAGAACAGGGCCAUAAGCUUGUCCGCACCAACUCAUGGCUUCAUAACAAGGACGGUUCACGCACCAUCUACGUUCCAUACAAGGAUCGGACCUCCAAGGUCGUGAUCAACAAUACAGACCCUCUGACAUUCGAAGCCCAUCGACGACUCUUCCUCAACCCGCCUCGCGUUUCGGGUCUCGGUAAUGGGACGGUCCCCUCUGCUCAAGCCAAGCCAGGGCUCAACCUAGCGUUCCUGCAUCAGUUCCUCAGUUUAAUGAGUAUCAUGAUUCCGCGCUGGUCUAGCAAGGAGGCAGGCUUGCUUCUUAGCCAUGCAAUGUUCCUAAUGCUGAGGACAUAUCUGUCCUUGGUCGUGGCUCGUCUUGACGGUGAAUUAGUCCGGGAUCUAGUGGCUGGAAAUGGAAAGGCAUUAGCCUUGGGACUUCUCAAAUGGUGUGGCCUAGGGGGCUUCGCUUCCUAUACAAACGCCAUGAUCAAGUUCCUAGAGUCAAAGGUUUCCAUCGCUUUCCGCACCCGUCUUACGAGAUACAUCCAUGACCUUUAUCUAAACGACAAUCUGAACUAUUACAAGCUCGUCAAUCUCGAUGGAGGGAUCGGACAUAGUGCAGACCAGUUUGUGACGCAGGAUUUGACGUUAUUCUGUGCUGCUGCUGCAAAUAUCUACUCCUCUCUGGGAAAACCCGCCGUCGAUAUUGGCGUCUUUAGUUUCCAGCUGUAUCGCUCACUUGGUCCACUGGCCGUCACCGGCCUUUUUAGCACUUACUUCUUGACAGCCAGUAUACUUCGGCGGCUGUCCCCACCAUUUGGAAAACUCAAGGCAGUGGAAGGCCGCAAAGAGGGCGAUUUCCGAAGCCUACAUGCCCGACUGAUUGCAAACGCCGAGGAGGUAGCCUUCUAUGGUGGUGCCGACAUGGAGAAGACCUUCCUCAACAAGGAAUUCAAGUCGCUCAAGAGCUGGAUGGAAAGUAUUUAUAUGCUCAAGAUCCGAUAUAACAUUCUGGAGGAUUUUAUUCUCAAGUACAGUUGGAGUGCAUAUGGAUAUUUGUUCGCAUCGCUCCCCGUCUUCCUACCUGCAUGGGGUGGCUUUGGCGGCGUCGCCGAGAUGGCCGAGUUGGCUGAGAGCAGUGGCAGGGAGCGCAACCGAAUGAAGGAAUUCAUCACAAACAAGCGGCUCAUGCUUUCUUGUGCCGAUGCAGGAGGUAGAAUGAUGUAUUCCAUCAAGGAUUUGUCUGAGUUAGCAGGACAUACCAGUCGGGUAUACACACUGAUUUCCACCUUACACCGCGUCCAUGCAGACGCUUAUAAGAUCAGAGGGGGGAACUACGAGCUGUACUCUUUAUCUGAUGUUCAGGGGACUAUCCAGAAAGGAUUUGACGGCGUUCGUCUGGAGCACGUGCCAGUGGUGGCACCUGGCCUGUGGCCCCAAGGGGGUGAAGAAUUAUUGGAUUCCCUCUCUCUUAUAGUUCGAGGUGGAGAGCACGUCCUGAUAUCCGGGCCCAAUGGCGUGGGUAAGACUGCCAUCGCCCGUAUUCUAGCCGGCAUGUGGCCUGUAUAUCGAGGGCUGGUGAGUCGUCCCAAGGACAUCGGACAAGAUGGUAUCAUGUUCCUUCCCCAGCGUCCAUAUCUCAGCCCCGGAACCUUGCGAGAUCAGGUCAUCUACCCCGAUGGCCACAAUGAUAUGAUUGAGAAACGCAAGUCUGAGAUGGACCUGAGACGAGUUUUGGAUGAAUCCCGACUCGGGUAUCUUCCCGAGCGCGAGGGUGGAUGGGAUACCCGCAAGGAGUGGAAGGAUGUCCUGAGUGGUGGUGAGAAGCAAAGAAUGGGUUUUGCCCGACUUCUGUAUCAUGAGCCCAGAUACGCCAUCAUCGAUGAAGGUACCAGUGCCGUCUCGAGCGAUGUUGAGGGGCUCCUGUACGAGACAUGCAAGGAAAAGGGUAUCACCUUGAUUACUAUUUCCACACGGGCCUCACUCAAGAAGUACCAUACGUUUAACCUGAUUCUUGGCGAGGGUGAGAGAGGAGAUGAAUGGGAAUUUGAGCGCAUUGGAACUGAGAAGGAGAAGAUGCACGUGGAGAAGGAGCUUCAAGACCUCCGGGAACGCCUAUCGAAGGUUGAUGAGUGGCGGGAGAGGAGGGAGGAGAUUGAGAAAGAGCUUGCUGCUGUGUGGACGGAAGAGGGGGGAUCAUUACAGGCGCCAUCAUACAUUGAGGUAGACCCGGCUACAUCGUCAAGCGAAAUUUAG
Messenger RNA from Clonostachys rhizophaga, 2442 nucleotides. The record is from the annotation of a GenBank genome assembly. NCBI's taxonomy places the organism in Eukaryota, Fungi, Ascomycota, Sordariomycetes, Hypocreales, Bionectriaceae.